AUGGAUUGGCUGAAUGGUAUCAAUAUCAGUAGAACUGAGGUUAUAGAUAGAUUGAGUUAUGUUGAUAUCGGUAGUAUUGAGGCUAUGAGGUGGCUAAAUAAUAUUAGUGUCGGCAAGAUUAAGGCUAUAAGUUGUCAGGAUGUUGGUAUUGGCUGCAUUAAGGAUAUUGGUGUUAGCAGUAUUAACUGCAUUAAGGUUAUAAGCGGUAUUGAUGUUGGUAGCAUUAAGGAUAUGAGUAGCAGUGUUGAGGUUGGUGGCACUAGUGUUGGAGUCUUGAACAGUAG
Messenger RNA from Dentiscutata erythropus, 284 nucleotides. Lineage: Eukaryota; Fungi; Glomeromycota; Glomeromycetes; Diversisporales; Gigasporaceae. The record is from the annotation of a GenBank genome assembly.